AAUUGCUUUGAAAAAGGAGGGUGCAGCACUCCGAGCAAGCAUCCUGUGCUUGUUCCUAAUGCCUUCUGCCUAGCUAGGUAACAAAUUGCCUAUCUCCUUACGCAAUAUAUACCCCCAAAUAGAGUGCAAGCUCCAGCUUCGUGGAACUGAUCGAUGUCCAUGCAUAUUCACCAAAUUGCUUUGCUUAGGCUCAUGGGUGAGAUGAAUCAUUUGUCCUUGCUCCUACAUCUCAUAUUCUUCAUUGUGCUAUGUGUUUUAGCCACUGCUAAUGGUGAAGACCAAUUCGCCUACUCUGGCUUCACUGGCGUUAACCUCACACUUGAUGGUGCGGCCAUAGUCACACCAAAUGGCGUCCUUGAGUUAACCAAUGGAAGUCUGCGGCUCAAAGGCCAUGCCUUCCACCCCACUCCAUUCCGCUUCAGCAGGUCACCCAAUGGGACUGUGAAAUCCUUUGCUGUAUCCUAUGUAUUUGCCAUUUACUGUGUCCGGCCUAACAUCUGUGGCCAUGGCAUCGCCUUCGUUGUUUCCGCAAGCAAGAACUUCUCAACCGCAUUGCAGAGCGAGUACAUGGGCCUUAUCAAUGACAAUAACAAUGGCAAUCCAUCCAACCACUUCUUUGCUGUUGAGCUUGACACCAAUCAAAAUGAGUUGUUCCACGACAUAAAUAACAAUCAUGUUGGGAUCGACAUCAAUGGACUUACUUCCGUGAAGUCCAGCACCGCUGGCUACUACGACGACAUAGAUCCUAAUACCUUCCACAAUGCAACCCUCACGAGCUACAAGGUGAUGCAAGUGUGGCUGGAGUACAACGGGUAUAGCAGGCAGAUCAAUGUGACCUUGGCUCCAAUACACAUGGCAAAACCCAGCAAACCAUUACUCUCUAUCAACUACAAUCUCUCAACAGUGCUCACUGACAUGGCAUAUAUCGGCUUCUCAUCAUCAACAGGUUCAUUUGUCGCACGACACUAUGUGCUCGGUUGGAGUUUUGCCAUGAAUAAACCUGCUCCGGCCAUUGACAUCACUAAGCUGCCAAAGCUACCCCGCCAAGAUCCAAAGCCCCGGUCCAAAGUCUUGGAAAUUGUACUACCAUUAGCCACAGCAGCAUUUGUUCUUGUGGUGGGCACCACUGCCAUUCUACUUAUACGAAGGACAAUAAGGUAUGCUGAGGUACGGGAGGAUUGGGAGGUCGAGUUCGGGCCACAUAGAUUCUCCUAUAAGGAUUUGUUUCAUGCUACAGAAGGGUUUAAUAACAAGAAUCUACUAGGCAUAGGAGGGUUUGGAAGGGUGUACAGAGGACUGCUUUCGGCAUCCAAAUUGGAGAUUGCUGUGAAAAGAAUUUCCCAUGACUCUAAGCAAGGCAUGAGGGAAUUUGUUGCGGAGGUUGUCAGCAUUGGUCGCCUCCAACACCGCAAUCUAGUACAGUUACAUGGGUACUGUCGGCGGAAAUGUGAGCUUCUCCUAGUUUACGAGUACAUGUCAAAGGGAAGCCUGGACAAGCGCUUGUAUGAUCUCAUGGACAAACCUACUUUAAGUUGGGCCCAAAGGUUCCGAAUCAUCAAAGGCAUUGCAUCUGCCUUGCUCUACCUCCAUGAGGAGUGGGAGAGAGUUGUACUCCAUAGAGACAUCAAGCCAAGCAAUGUGCUUCUUGAUGAUGAGAUGAACGGAAGACUAGGUGAUUUUGGUUUAGCAAGGUUAUAUGAUCAUGGUACUGACCCUCAAACCACACAUGUUGUUGGCACAAUUGGAUACCUAGCUCCAGAGCUAGCACGCACCAGCAAGGCAACUCCACUUACUGAUGUAUUUUCCUUUGGCAUCUUUGUUCUUGAAGUCAUUUGUGGGAGAAAGCCCAUCGAUCAAUCUGCACAAGGAAAUCAAGUCAUGUUGAUUGACUGGGUACUUGAUCAUUAUCGCCAAGGACUUCUCAUUGAGGUGAUGGACACCAAGCUCCAAGGUGAUUACAAUGUUGAUGAGGCAUGUCUAGCCCUAAAGUUAGGCUUGUUGUGCUCUCACCCUUUCACCAAUUUAAGACCCAACAUGAGGCAGGUUAUGCAGUAUCUCAAUAGAGACAUGCCACCACCGGAUCUAAACCCGAUGCACAUGAGCUUCAACAUUCUUUCUUUGAUGCAGAACAAAGGUUUUGAUCUAGAGAAUAUAGCAAACCAGAUGACAAUGGCGAACGGCAGUGCAAUCUCUGAUCUCUCAGGGGGUAGAUGACUUCUAUGUCCUCUCAUUGUUGUAAUUUCAUUGUUGUUUCUCUUUUGACAUGAACAAUUGUACCAGAUCAGGUGUUGUAAACCCUACAUAGUAAAGGCUGCAUGCUUGUAUUUAUGCUUGGUUACUCUAAAAAGAUGAACUUUGUAA
Panicum virgatum (switchgrass) is the source of this 2361-nucleotide messenger RNA. Its product is annotated as L-type lectin-domain containing receptor kinase SIT2-like. The record is from RefSeq and is a predicted model, not a curated record. The transcript has a single exon. Gene Ontology annotation, biological process: protein phosphorylation. Gene Ontology annotation, cellular component: plasma membrane. Gene Ontology annotation, molecular function: protein kinase activity; ATP binding; carbohydrate binding. Lineage: Eukaryota; Viridiplantae; Streptophyta; Magnoliopsida; Poales; Poaceae. Bases 154 to 2214 code for a protein of 686 amino acids.